Leptidea sinapis is the source of this 3899-nucleotide messenger RNA. RefSeq lists its product as uncharacterized. The record is from RefSeq and is a predicted model, not a curated record. The coding region runs from base 155 to 3688 and encodes 1177 amino acids. Lineage: Eukaryota; Metazoa; Arthropoda; Insecta; Lepidoptera; Pieridae. The transcript has 7 exons.
AUGAAUAAAAUCCUCUUUGAUUACGAAAUAAGAAGUUUACUCUUUAGCAGUUUAUUUUAAAACCAACCGACAAUCGACAUAAAACUAAGAUUUUCGAGAGGGAAUAAGGACGUAGAAUAAUUGAGAAGACGAGUUAUUUAUUUUGGUUUUCGAAAUGCCUCCUACUCGGAUACCAUCACCAGCUCGAUCGCUGAAAGUCAGAACUCCAAGGAGAUACAGGAAAAGAAAAACAAGAAGUGUUGCAUCCCCAACUCAUUCAGAUAAUUCAAUUAAGCUGACUUCUAUGAUGCCUGAUAGAAUUUCAAUACUAACAGACAAUACAGAUGUUGAUAUUGAUGCUAAUAACAGCUGGUGGAAAAGACUGAGUGAUAAUACAAUUGAUGUGGAUAUGAUAGAAUGUAAUCAUUUGGCUGGAACCAAUAACAUACUGGAUCAACUUGAUGUAGAAAUUCUUAGUCAAGGCCAAAAUAAUAAUGAAUCAAUGAAUAUACCAGACAGUAGUGACAGCGAAUAUAUUGAUAGUAUUGUUGUCCCAAAUCGUAAGCUGUUUGGGCACAAUGGGAAUGCUGAAGGCAAAAAUUUCCAAAAUUUCAUUAAAAAUAGAGAAAUCCUCAAUAAAACUCAGAUAAAUGAAACUGUGCCAUGCAUUGCCAGUGCUGUUGAAUGUAAUGUUGACGCUAGGGUUAAAACUCUAUUUGGUCACCGACUAAACACAACAAAAUCUGCUUUCCGAGCUAAAUUAAUGAAUGAAUUAUCUAAUAAAACAUUGACAGAUAAAACAAGUGAAAGUGUUUUAACAGAGCAUCGAUCAAAAACACGUAAUAUUUUUGGCUUUAAUGCACCAAAACAAGCAAAAGAUACAGAAAGGACUAAGCAUAAAAAUAAGUAUUUUGAAUUUGUUGACUCCGGUAGUGAGGAGGAACUACCUGAAAAACGUUCGAAAAUCUUUGGUUUUAAAGGAACACAAAAACCAUCAAAUGAUUUCGCUUAUACAAAUUGUGAUUUGAAUUCGCCGAUUUCCACUGCAACAGAUAGUGAAAUGGAAGAAUGGAUACUCUUGCCUUCUUCAACAAUGAUAGGUCAUCAGCUGGAAGUAGGGUCACCUAAGAGUAAAAGACAAAUAAAUGUAUCUUUAAAUAAUACUCAAGAAAAUUGUAAUGAUAGUGUAGAAAAGGUACAAGUAAGUCAAGAAACAGACAAUAGGAAGACAAUUACAAAUAUACAAGAUGGUGGUAGUCUUGAAGAAAGAAAUAACAUUUCAGCUGCACCAACUUGUGAACAGGAUGAUCAAUUAUCUGCACUCGAACAUACACUUAAGUCCAUUCAUAGUGUUAGCAAAAAUGUAACAAGGAAUAAUUUACAGCAAACUAGCAAUGAUAGCACUAAUAAUCAAAAUAAAUCACUUGAAGCUACUACCAAUGUUACAUUAGACAAUGACAAAACUUUAAAGCCUCAAGAUCAGAGGACUUCCAAAAAUGUUUCCAAGUCCAAUACUGAUAAGAACAUGUCAUCAAAAGAAAAAUCAAGAAUAAAAAAUCAAACGUCAAAUGAUUUACAACAAAGAAGCAGUAAUAAGAGUAUGAAAAACAAAACAUUUGAAGUAAGUUGCAGCGACACCAGUAUUCAAAAUGAAUCUAUUGAGGCUAUUCGCCAUUGUAAUACAAAUGAACACAAAUCUUUGGACUUUCAAGAUCAUCAUCACACUAGCAUUGUAAGAGCAAGUAUGACUCUUAAUAAUAGUAAAAUAAGAGCGAGUCAAGAUACAAAACAGAUGAAAGAAAGAGACUAUGCGUCACUUCAAAACUGCACAGAAAAUUCUAGUGCCAAUAUGUCAGGUUGGGAUUCUCACAGAAUAACGCGUAAAAGUUUGCGGAAGACUUUUGGCAAAGAUUUCACGCUCAGAAAAUCAUUGCGUACAUUAGUUAUGGAAAAAUCUGCUAGAAGACAAACAAAUUUUGACGAACUGACUAAAUUGCCUAUUGCUAAUUCUACAGAAUAUCCUCAUCUUGAAAAUUCUUUAGUGGAAAAUGCAGAGAAUCGCCAAAAUAUGGAUGUAGAUAUUGAACAAAAUGUAGAAAACCUAAGUAAUGAAAUAAAUGAAAAUAUGGAUAAAAGUCAAGCAAAAGACAAUUCAAUUCAUGGAAAUAAGCUCUGUUUUGGUACUAUACCAUGUUCAGAUGGUAACAAUGACAGAAAAGACGACCAGAAAUAUAAAUCUGAAAAUCAAAUUGAAGGGGGUGUAGAAAAUGAUAAAGAAACAGAAAAACUUAAACAAACAGUAGCGCAAUUAGACAAUGCAGCGGAUUUAGACCAAGAAGAGCAAUCUCAACAAGAGGAAAUACAUCAAGUGGUAUCCGAACAAGAAGAGGAUUCAGGACAAGAAGAUGAAUCAGAAAAAGAAGAGGAAUCACAGCAAGUGGAAUCGGAACAAGAAGAGGAAACAGUACAAAAUAAAGAUUCACAACAGGAGGAAUCACAACAAAUAGAAUCAGAACAAGAAGAGGAAUCAGACCUUAAAGAGAAUUCACAACACCUUGAAUCAGAACAACAGGAAUCACAACGAGUUGAAUCAGAACAAGAAGAUCUACAACAAGAUGAAUCAGAGCAAGAGGAAUCACAAGUUGAAUCAGAGCAAGAGGAAUCACAAGUUGAAUCAGAGCAAGAAGAAUCACAACAAGUUGAAUCAGAGCAAGAGGAAUCACAAGUUGAAUCAGAGCAAGAGGAAUCACAAGUUGAAUCAGAGCAAGAUGAAUCACGACAAGUUGAAUCAGAACAAGAGGAAUCUCAACAAUCCGAAUCAGAACAAGAUCAGGAUUCACAACAAGAACAGGAUUCGCAACAAAUGGAAUCAGCUCAGGGUGAAAGGGGAGAAGAAGAAUCAUCAAGACAGAGGGAAAAGGAGGCUGGAGUUGGAGAUUCGGAUGACAAUUCAGUGCCUAAUGGAGAUGUAUUUAGUGAUAAUGAAAAUGAAUAUUUUAGGAAUUGGAACUUAGCGCAUGAACCAGCACACCAUAAUGACGAAGAACACAGAUCAGAGAAAUCUAUUCUUACGCCGCGAACGAAACGGACUAAAUUAGAAAUGUACGUGGAGAAGAUUAAGGCUGAGAAUAGUGCGAUAUUACGUAAAUUGAAAGAAGAAGUACAUCAGUCACUCGAGGCUAACAAAAUGAAGUGUGAUUAUGAUUUCAAAGUACCACACAGACCGGAAAUAAGGCAAACUAAGAUUGUUAAAACUAGACCAAAAAUUAAACGCCAGCAGCCAAAGAACUUUUUGGUGCCUUUAGAUAAUUUGCCUAAAGAAGUACUGAAGGAUUUCGCGUAUAAGCCGCCUAAGAGAUACCAACCACCUAAAGCAUCCUGGGCGACAAAGAGGUUAUAUAAUUUUCUAGAAACCAAAUUGGAACCAAAAUACAGUUAUAACGCCCGAAUUCGCGCGGAAAGAUUAGUUGAGAUGUUUUACGAGUUGACGCGGGAAAUACGACGCCUUGAGGUGGCGCCAAAAGCGACCGUGGACACGCUCAAACACGAGAUGGCGAGAAUGGGAGUUGUCAACACGCAUUUUGACUUCUACGAGUUCUUUAAGGAUUUUAUGCCAAGGAUGGUUAGGAUCAAGGUUGUGCCAGACAUUGUAAAUAAUAUUGACCUACCCAGGAAUGGUUUAUUUUCAAGUAUAAUAAAUGAUGUCUGAGAAAUUGAUGUGGAAUGAAAAAAAAAAAAUAUCCCACACCAGGGACUAAGGUACACAUAACAUUGUAGUAGGUGGGGUUUGAACUACCCUCAUAUUGUAAUGAAGUAACCAAAUUAGUACUUCAUAACUGUAAUGAAAAAGGAAAUUUAUUGUAAUAACAGCUAAUAAUGAACGGUAUUAAAUAAAACUUAUUUUUAUGCAUAUUUUCAAA